Ceraceosorus bombacis is the source of this 1757-nucleotide messenger RNA. The record is from the annotation of a GenBank genome assembly. NCBI's taxonomy places the organism in Eukaryota, Fungi, Basidiomycota, Exobasidiomycetes, Ceraceosorales, Ceraceosoraceae.
AUGACGAAUGAAAUGGUGCCCAAUUUCAAGUCGAGCGUUGCGCGCAUACCAGAGCUGGAUGAGCGAGCAGCGCAAGCCUUUCGCGCGGCGGGCAUACCGCUCUCCGACUGUCUCAGCUGCUGCGCCUCCAAUUGCCAUCCUGCUGCGGCCUCCUCGGGCAGCAGCGCCAAGGACGUGGCUGCAGAUGAGUCUGAGGAGUCGGACAUUGCGCCCAAGUUGCUGAAAGCGUGGUCGAAGCAGAGCAUCGACAAGACGAGCGACAUGCUGGGAUCCAACAAGCCCUUUGCAAGUCAUUUGCUGGUCAGCACCAACAAGAAGGAUUGGACGCACGAUGCGGCAGAGGAGGAGGAGGGCAAAGGCGUGCUGGGAUUGCUGAGCAGGUGCAAGUGGGAAGAGGAGGCUUGGGAAAGUGUAGCGUCGGCAGCAGCAGCAGCAGCAGCAGCGUCAAGCGGCGCACAAAGCGCCAAGUCGUCAUCGGGCUGGAAGAGUCGGCUCGGAUUGGGCAAUGCGUCGAGGAGAAGAGCAGCGCAGGAUGAUGGAGAUCAGCGCGCAUCCAAGGCGCUACCGGCAAGCGUAUGGACUACGACGACGACUGAGCAGCAGGGACAGAAAGACGCACCAAAAAGACACGUGACCACCGCUUGUUCCAGCAUCAGCACUUCGACAGAGCAAGGCUGGGAGAGCAUUAUGCGUUUCCCAGAUUGGACCUUGGUGGAUGGAGUGCCUUCCACUUCAGCCCUCGCUCGACUCAAAGACACCCACAACACUGCUUCGAGCAGCAGCAGCAGCAGCAGCAGCAGCAGCAGCACGUCGCCGUCGAGCAGAGCACAAGCGACCAUGCAACUCAUCUACACUCGAUGGUUGAGCUCCACGCCCAGUUGGACGUUGCGCGAACAACAAGAAUGGCGAGAUCUGCGCAUCAAAUCUCAAAGAUGGGUGAUGCCUUUUAGAGCCGUGGUGCUGCUCUGUUCGCACAAGAAGAGGGAUGUGAGGUGCUCGCUGGCUGCAGAGAUGCUCGGCCAACAUUUCCAGACGCUGGCCGAGGAAAAAGGUUGGAAGGUGGAUAUGAGGGCGGAUGAGGUGGGACUUGGUGGUGGUGGUGGUCGGAGAGCAGAGGAGGAGAUGAGGGAGACGGUGCUGCUGGCGACGGAUGGGCUGAGGGAAGAUCGCGGUUGGGGAUACGUGGAUGAGACGUUGGGGGAGCAGCAGCAGGAGGAACAAGUGCGAGCGUGGAAAAGAAGGGCUGCAAAGGGAGAUGAUGAGCUGCCUGGGAGAUCAGCGCUGGGCAAGCAAGAGCGAGAUGAUGAUGGUACGGGCACGCUAGGACUCUUCUUUUGCAGUCACAUCGGUGAGUGGGAAUCGUGCGGCGGCCAACGCGACCGCCAACGCGGCCGCCUUCCCCGCAACUCGCAACUCGCAGACUCGUCGUCGCUCAUGCGCGCAUUCGACCCCACCUAGGCGGUCACAAAUUCUCUGGAAACGUCAUCAUCUACUUUCCCAACGGCGCGGGCGUGUGGUACGGCCGCAUAGAUCCUACGACGCUCAAAGAUGCAAGACUGGUCUUUGAAGAGACGAUCGAGCGUGGUAAUGUGGUGGGAAGAUUCUUGAGGGGCGGCAUGAAUCUCGUCAGGCAGCGUGACGACGACGAGCAGGAAGAGCAGAUGCAUUCUGACAGAGGACAGCGGCAGUCGAACGACGGUGCGACGGCCACACUGACCGGGCCUUGCGCAAAGGGAGCAGGCAUACUGGCUUGGUGA